GACUGAGUGAGCGUUCUCAGUUGGCGCCUUGUAUGGUUGGUCCUCUGGCGGAGGCUAUAACUUUACUGCAAAGACCCAAUCGCUUCCACCAUUAUUCUUCCUCUUCAAAUCCCAUAUCCCCUCAUAGAAACUUCUAUUCACUGUUCAGCACUCAGCCAGAAACCCUAGAUCUCGGUUUCAUCUAAUCCGGACUUCUCAAUCGUGAUUCCCCUGAGUUUUGCCCUAACCUUCUACUGAUCUUCGGUUUUCAUGAAUUUUUGAUCCGCAGUUGUUGUGAACUUGAGUUUUUUGGUACCGAAAUUGCUUGAUUCCGUUGGCUCUGAUCAAUUCGUGCUUGAGUUCAUAUAGUGCAUUCCGAUUUUUGAAGAAUGGCGGAUAAGCAGGUGAUUAAGCGAGCUAAGUACAAGUCAUCAGUCAAGGACACUGGCGUCCCUGGCGUUUUGAAAAUGACCAUGGAAAAGUUCAUGUUUAAGCCCAAUGACCCGAAGUCAUCAUCCAAGCUUAACGUGGAGUUUAGACUGAUUAAAGGCCAUAAAUUCACUAAAGAGGGCACCAGUAAGCAGGCCUUGCUUAAUCUUUCCCAGGAUCAGGGUAAAAACUAUAUUUUUGAGUUCGACAGUUUCUCAGACCGUGAUGCUUGCAGAGACUUUGUGGCAUCAGCCAUCACAUCUAGUGGAGAUUCUGGGAAAACUGCCCCUGCCCCUGCCCCUGCCCCUAACCCUACCCCUGAAAGUUCUGCUGUUCCAAGAGAUGAGCAACUUAGUACAGCUGAAAUGGAGCGCCGAAUUAAACUACUUCAGGAGGAUAGUGAAUUACAGAAACUUCACAAGCAAUUUGUUAUAGGCGGCAUUUUGUCAGAGGGUGAAUUUUGGGCAGCAAGAAAGAAGCUACUAGAUCAGAGUGAUGCUAAGAGGCCAAAGCAACAGGUAGCUUUGAAAAAUCACAUUUGGCAUAAAAAACCAACCAUUGAUGGUCAGCCAAACAGGAUUACCUUUAACUUGACACCUGAGAUCAUUCUUCAGAUUUUUGCAGAGAAACCAACUGUUCGUCAGGCAUAUCUUAAUUUUGUUCCAAAAAAGAUGACAGAAAAGGAGUUCUGGACAAAAUAUUCAAGAGCUGAAUAUCUCCAAGGCAUGAAAAAUGCUUUUGCUGCUGCUGCAGCCGAGGCAGCUGAAGAUGAGGAGCUUGCUGUUUUUCUGAAACAAGAUGAAAUCUUGGCAAAUGAAGCUAGGAAAAAGAUUAAACGAGUGGAUCCAACAUUGGACAUGGAAGCAGAUGAAGGCGAUGAUUACAUUCAUCUGCCAGAUCAUGGGCUUCCUCGUACUGAUACUAAAGAGACUGAAGAUCCGCAAACUGAGCCAUACAAAAGAUCUUUUGGACAAGAGCUCAAUCAGCACGCUGCAGUGGUUCUUCGAGGCAGAGUUGUAGAUGAGUUAGGUGACCCAAAAUCUGUAGCCGAAGCACUUGGCACUCGAAAAGAGGUUGGCGAAGAAUCUGAUGAGAACUUUGGCAAAGAGCGCUCAAUACGGGCAUCUCGAAUGGCUGAGAUUGAGGAUCUUCAGGCACCUCCAGAACCCCCAGUUGCCCCACUGUCUAUCAAGGAUCCUCGAGAUUACUUUGAUUCCCAACAAGCUAAUGCACUCAAGGCACUUGGGGAUUCAGUAGCUGGUAACAGACAAUAUAAAUAUAGUGUGAGCACUGAAGAAGCUUUUAGCUCCUUGAAGGAAUUUAUCACAGAAAUCAAUUCACAGGGAUUACCAGAGCCAAUAGUCAGUCCAGAAGCAGCUUUUAAGGUGUUCAAUGCACUGACUCAGAACAUAUCAAGUACCAAAUAUAAUCUUGGAAAAAACCCUCAUGAUAGCGUUUUGGAUAGGUUGCCAAACCCAAUCAAGGAUGAACUGCUACAUCACUGGACAGCUAUCCAGGAAUUAUUGAAGCAUUUUUGGUCCUCUUAUCCAAUCACAACCAAAUACUUUUAUACCAAGGUGACAAAAUUGAAGGAUGCAAUGUCCCAAAUAUAUCAAAAGCUACAGGAGAUCAAGGAAUCUGUGCAGUCAGAUUUCAGACAUCAAGUUUCCCUUCUUGUACAGCCAAUGCUUCAGGCCUUAGAUGCUGCUUUUGCGCAUUAUGAAGCAGAUUUACAGAAGAGAUCUGCAAAAAGUGGAGCAAGGCCAAACGGACUUUUGUAGACAAAAGAUUUGUAGUCACUUAAAGUGUUUAAGCAAGCCAAGCGAAGCCAAGCAAAGCAAGCAAGCAAGCAGCCCUCCCUCUGUUUACGGUUCGGUUCUUCUAUACAACAACUGUACAUCUUACAAAAUUUUGUUGAGCUUAUUUAUUCUCUAAUUAAUAUAAAAACUGCUUCAUUUAUAAUAUUA
Ipomoea triloba (trilobed morning glory) is the source of this 2375-nucleotide messenger RNA. RefSeq names its product general transcription and DNA repair factor IIH subunit TFB1-1-like. Bases 369 to 2189 code for a protein of 606 amino acids. NCBI's taxonomy places the organism in Eukaryota, Viridiplantae, Streptophyta, Magnoliopsida, Solanales, Convolvulaceae. Gene Ontology annotation, cellular component: transcription factor TFIIH holo complex; transcription factor TFIIH core complex. Gene Ontology annotation, biological process: nucleotide-excision repair; transcription by RNA polymerase II; transcription by RNA polymerase I. The record is from RefSeq and is a predicted model, not a curated record. The transcript has 20 exons.